GGCCGCGGUGCCCUGACACGGCCGGGUGCCCCCCGGGGCGGAGCGGCGCGGCCCCGGCCCGCGGCAGCGGCACUAGCAGCAGCAGCAGUAGCAUUUCAGAACUCACUUGAUUCAAUAUGGCUUUCAUUAGCCGAAAAAGCUUCCAGCUGUAUUCAUCCAGCACACCAGCGAGCAGGUCUGCUUUGAUGACCCUAAGCAGAAGGUUGAACUUCAUCAGUGGGCAGCACAAACCCCAAAACUGUAGCUCCGUGGCCAUGAGGAUGAUGUGUGUCAAAGAUAAAUCUCAGUAUACGUUUUGUAGGAAAAAACAUGUACAACUGCAGAUGCAGUCACUUUCUGUUAAUGAAGCUGUGCAUCUUUGUGGAGAUACGAGGAACUGUACUAAAUCAAAUAAUGUGUGGAUGGAUGAACAAUUAUUUUUCAAGAGGUUGAACGGCCUUUGUACAUCAAAAGAGAUUUUAUAUUUUCUUAGCUCUCUAGAAGUCAUGUCUGAUACAAUGGCCUCGGGAGCCCUGCAGAAGAUUUCUGAACUUGAGGUGGAUGACAAUGGUCUUAAAAACCCUGCACUGUUAGAGAAUGAAGUUUUCAGGGCAUUAUGCUUCCAGUUUGAAUUUGAAUCCUCAAACCUGUCAAACACGGGGCUGCUGAAUGCCUUGCAGGCUUUGAUAAAGCUGCGUAUAGACCCACAGAGCACGCUGAUGACGAGCCUGCUUUCGGAGAGCGAGGAGCGGCUUGGCCGGGGACAGCUGACUGCUGAACAUCUCUGUGCUCUCGGAGAGAGUUUGCUUGAGUUAGAAAGCCCAAGUUGUGCCACGCUGGAACAAAUUGUGAACCACAUGCAAGAAAGAGACAUUAAGAGUUGGAGCCCCAGGGAAGUAGUGAUGGCUUACAAGAUACUGGAAGUGACUGUGAGGGAAGGGAAACAAUGGCAAAGCUUGCUAAACAGACUGAACAGUGUCACUUUAGGUGCAGUUUCCCAACUGAGCCCAAACUUUGUAAGUGUAAUACUGAAUUCACUGGUGGUUCUUGGUCAGACUCGGGCAGUUCUCUUAGUUACUGCACUUUGUAAACAUUCAGUGCAGCAUGUUCCCUAUUUCACAGAUCAUGAACUGGUAAAUGUACUGGAAGCUUUCCUAUAUUUUGGUCAAAAAAUGCAAAAUUUUACAGAGGCACUGGAAAGACAUGUCCCCAAAUCCAUCCACAUUAUGCACCCUCAAACAGUCAGCAAGGUCAUGCAGUAUUGCUGCAAAAAGAUGAUCCUUUCAAAGCCCAUCUUUGAUGCAGUGGCAGAAGGUUUCAUUUCCAGUGCUGACAGACUUACCACUGACCAGAUUGCUGCGUAUAUUAUCCCAUUUGGGACCCUUAACUACCUCCCUCCAAGUGCAUCUUCCUUGUUUGGGAAGCUUGAAACUGUGCUGCACACCCGCCUGAGGCACUUUCAGCCUCACACCUUGCUGAACCUGCUGCACUCGUGUGUCCUUAUUCAACGUUAUCCGACAAAUUUCCUGCCAAAAAUAUUUAGUCCCUAUUUUCUGCAAAAGCUUCAAGCUCAGCCACCUGGUUUGAACAGAGUUGUUAUGUCCCAGCUAACCCAGCUUUUUCUGACUGUCACCCUGGAGUGCCCAUUUUAUGAGGGUCCAAAACUCCUUUCCAAGUACCAGGUAAAGGCCUUUCCCACACCUCAGAGUUCUCUGGAUGUUCACCUCUUUAAAAGGGUGAAGACAGGAUUACUUGAUUUACUGAAAAAAAGAAUAUACUUUGCAUCAGAGGUAUCAACACCAUAUUUCUAUGUAGUUGAUAUUGAGAUUAAAUUAGAUGAAGAAGGUUUUGUAUUGCCUGCAGCCCAGCUUGAAGAGGUGCACAAACGAAUUGCCCUGUGUGUUGAUGGUCAAAAUAGAUUUUGUGCUCAUAGCCACAAUCUGUUGGGAGAAGAAGCUAUUAAACAGAGACACCUUCAGUUACUUGGUUAUGAAGUUGUGCAGAUUCCAUUUUUUGAGAUAGAAAGUCUACAAAGUACCAGAAAAAUAGCAGAUUAUCUACACAAAAAAAUCUUUCCUUGUACAUAAUGACUCAGCAACUGACACUGGAGAAUACUGCUGGAUAACAGGCUGACCUUCUAUACUACAAAGUGUAAAUUUUGUGCAUGGAAGAAAAACUAUUUUUUCUAAGUAACUCCACCUCAGAAAAUGUGAGCUUCUGAGUGUGAAACCUUCCAAUAUUUGGAACAAUUGACAUGUAAAGAGUAAUAAAGAGCAUUGUAUUUUCUUAA
Molecule: messenger RNA, 2269 nt
Organism: Zonotrichia albicollis (white-throated sparrow)
Lineage: Eukaryota; Metazoa; Chordata; Aves; Passeriformes; Passerellidae
Gene: FASTKD3
Product: FAST kinase domains 3
Biological process (GO): mitochondrial RNA processing; regulation of mitochondrial mRNA stability
Cellular component (GO): mitochondrial matrix; ribonucleoprotein granule
Molecular function (GO): RNA binding
Source: RefSeq, a predicted model, not a curated record